Molecule: messenger RNA, 939 nt
Organism: Choloepus didactylus (southern two-toed sloth)
Lineage: Eukaryota; Metazoa; Chordata; Mammalia; Pilosa; Megalonychidae
Product: olfactory receptor 2H2-like
Exons: 1
Coding region: 1-939 (312 amino acids)
Biological process (GO): G protein-coupled receptor signaling pathway
Cellular component (GO): membrane
Molecular function (GO): G protein-coupled receptor activity; olfactory receptor activity
Source: RefSeq, a predicted model, not a curated record
AUGGUCAACCAAAGCUCUCCAGAAGACUUCUUCCUUCUGGGCUUCUCUGAACAUCCAGAGCUGGAAAAUGUUCUCUUCGUGGUUGUCUUGACUUCCUACCUCCUCACUCUAGUGGGCAACACACUCAUCAUCCUGCUGUCCGUGCUGGACCCCAGGCUCCACUCUCCAAUGUACAUUUUCCUCUCCAACCUCUCCCUCUUGGACCUCUGCUUCACCACGAGUUGUGUCCCCCAGAUGCUGGUCAACCUUUGGGGCACAAAGAAGACCAUCAGCUUCUUUGGCUGCUCUGUCCAGCUCUUCAUUUUCCUGUUCCUGGGGUCCACAGAGUGCAUCCUCCUGACAGUGAUGGCCUUUGAUCGCUACGUGGCUGUCUGCCAGCCCCUCCACUAUGCCACCAUCAUCCACCCUUGCCUCUGCCAGCAGCUUGUGGCUGGGGCUUGGGUCAUUGGGCUGGUGGAGUCACUGGUCCAGACACCACCCACCCUCCGCCUGCCCUUCUGCCCCCACAGGCAGGUGGAUGAUUUUGUGUGUGAGGUCCCAGCUCUAAUUCGACUCUCCUGUGGGGACACCACCUACAAUGAGAUCCAGAUGGCUGUGGCCAGUGUCUUCAUCUUGGUCGUGCCCCUCACCCUCAUCCUCAUUUCCUACAGUGCCAUUGCCCAGGCGGUGCUGAGAAUUAAUUCUGCAAAAGGGCGCAGGAAGGCUUUUGGGACCUGCUCUUCCCAUCUCAUCGUGGUCACCCUCUUCUACAGCUCAGUCAUUGCUGUCUACCUCCAGCCCAAAAAUCCCUAUGCCCAGGAGAGGGCCAAGUUCUUUGGUCUCUUCUAUGCAGUGGGCACUCCCUCACUUAACCCGCUGAUAUACACCCUGAGGAACAAGGAGGUAAAGAGGGCAUUCGUGAGGUUGCUGGGGAAGGAAAGGGACUCCAGGGAGAGCUGA